Molecule: messenger RNA, 1398 nt
Organism: Trichoderma atroviride IMI 206040
Lineage: Eukaryota; Fungi; Ascomycota; Sordariomycetes; Hypocreales; Hypocreaceae
Biological process (GO): amino acid catabolic process; carbohydrate catabolic process
Molecular function (GO): magnesium ion binding; hydro-lyase activity
Source: RefSeq, a predicted model, not a curated record
AUGGCGCCCUCACGGACAGACACCACCACCAGCAGAGAGUUCAUCGGCUCCAGCUCUCCAGCUUCAGAAGUCAAAAUCACAGGCUUCAAAGCUCACGACCUGAGAUUUCCCACCAGCUUGGACCUCUCCGGCUCAGAUGCCAUGAACCCCGGCCCCAACUACAGCGCCGCAUACAUCAUCCUCCAAACAAACACAGAUCUCCAAGGCCAUGGCUUCGCAUUCACCAUUGGCCGCGGCAACAACCUCUGCACAGCCGCAGCCGAGAUGAUUGCCGAGCGCCUCGUCGGAAAGACACUCGCCGAACUAACACAAAACAUGGGCCAAACCUGGCGGCAUCUCGUGUCAGAUUCACAGCUUCGUUGGGUCGGUCCGGAAAAGGGUGUCAUUCAUCUCGGCCUCAGCACGUGCGUCAAUGCCGUCUGGGAUCUCUGGGGCCGAUAUCUGAACAAGCCGGUCUGGAAGAUUGUCGCCGACAUGACGCCGGAGGAAUUCGUCAACUGCAUUGAUUUCCGGUACAUUGUCGAUGCCAUCACUCCGGAGGAAGCCAUUACUCUGCUGCGUGAGCAAGAUAAGACAAAGGCGGCACGGCUAGAAGAAGCACGCAUCAGCAGAGCCGUGCCAGCGUACACAACGCAAGCGGGAUGGCUGGGCUUUUCUGAUGAGAAGAUGGUGCAGUUGAUCAAGUCGAAUCUUGCUCUCGGCAUGGAUAAGUUCAAGUUCAAAGUCGGUGGCAAUCUUGAAGACGAUAUACGCCGGCUGCAGAUUGCUCGCGAUACUAUCGGAUACGACCGCAUGCUCAUGGUUGAUGCCAAUCAAGUGUGGAGUGUACCUGAUGCAAUUGAGUACAUGCUACAGCUUGUCAAGUAUAAGCCACUCUUCAUCGAAGAGCCCACUUCGCCUGAUGACAUUCUCGGCCACGCCGAAAUCAGAAAAGCCCUGAAGCCCCACGGCGUGGGCGUAGCUACCGGCGAGCACUGCCAAAACCGCGUCAUGUUCAAACAGCUGCUUCAGGCGGGAUCAAUCGACUAUUGCCAAAUCGAUGCUUGCAGGUUAGGUGGCGUUAACGAAGUCAUGGCCGUUCUGCUAAUGGCAAAGAAAUUCAAUGUCCCAAUUGUACCCCACAGUGGAGGCAUUGGCCUCAACGAAUACACGCAGCACCUUGCCCUGAUAAACUAUCUAUGUGUAGCGGGAGAAAAGAGUCUGCUAGAGCACAUCAACUCGUUCCGUGACGUUUUGACAAACCCCUGUCAGACCAAAGACGGUCAUUUCGUCACACCAGACGAGCCAGGAUACAGCGUAGAGUAUACGCCAGAGGCGAUAGAGAAGUACACAUACCCGUCGGGCAGCUUCUGGAAGAGUGAGCAAGGACAGGCAAUCAUGAAUGAGCCAAAGAUAUAA